AUGCGUCGUGAGAUAAUCCAGAUUCGGCCUAUAUUGGAAAAACUGGAUAAUCAUUCCACAACUGAAACUCAACGUUCUGUGAUGACUACGAUGGCUGCACUUUCAGGUCGGCAGCAUUUGGUUUAUCCAGUUUGGUUGCCUUAUGACUGGCAUGUCAGUCCUUUUCGAUUUUGGAUAACUUGGCUGUAUCAGUGCGUAGCCUAUUUCUUUCUCUGCUUUCAACAAGCAUCAAACGAUGUGAUCGGACCGAUUUACUUGAAUGUUUUGGACGCCCAUUUACGAAUUAUUAUGCAACGUGUGGAAGACAUUUCAAAUAAUUCCUGGAAAUCUGAUUCGGAUAUGCGCAAUGAGUUUGUUGGAAUUAUCGAGGAUCAUCGCCUGAUUAUGAAAGUUUUUGAUAUUCUCCAAGGAACUGUAUCGUAUACAAUAUUCCUUCAAUUUAUCGGGACUUCCCUCGUCAUUUGCAUGAUCAUCUUGGAAUACUUUGUAUACAAUUUGACAGCAACUGAGACGCUUACAGGAAUGCUCUUUCUUCUGGCCGAGAUUUUCCAGAUUGCUCCUUGUUGCUACUACUCCAAUCAAUUUAUGUCAUCAACCGAUUCUUUUGUUAAUUCCAUAUACUCGUUAAAUUGGACUGGCCAGUCGAUAAAAUUCAAGAAGCUCAUGAUCCUUUUCAUGAUUUUUACUCAGAGAAGUAAAGUAAUUAUUGCUGGGAAGGUUAUACCCGUGACAUUGGCGACUUUUGCAUCGAUAUUAAAGAUUUCAUAUUCAUUAUUUACGGUCGCCAGCAAUUUCAGCAAGAAGUAAGAGCUUUCCCUAUCCAGCAAAUGGACCCGGCUUGGAAAGUAAAAAUCACGAACUGGAGAAACCAUGU
Messenger RNA from Hermetia illucens (black soldier fly), 874 nucleotides. Its product is annotated as odorant receptor 7a-like. The coding region runs from base 1 to 807 and encodes 268 amino acids. The record is from RefSeq and is a predicted model, not a curated record. Gene Ontology annotation, cellular component: plasma membrane. Lineage: Eukaryota; Metazoa; Arthropoda; Insecta; Diptera; Stratiomyidae. The transcript is spliced from 4 exons. Gene Ontology annotation, molecular function: olfactory receptor activity; odorant binding. Gene Ontology annotation, biological process: sensory perception of smell; detection of chemical stimulus involved in sensory perception of smell.